GCUCCCACCACUCCACAGGAAGAAAACAUUAACAGUACACAAAGCUGCGAGGAUCUUGCUACAUCCGGUGCCAGCGCGAUAAGAGGCACACUGGCGCCCUUACCCAAGUGCCGCUUCAUCUAAUAUUAACACAACACUUCACCAUACUAGAGGAGUGAUGACAUGCAUGAGCACCACAGUUUCUAUUCUUUCCUCGCCACACCCACCGAGGCUUGAAGUGGCGUGUUGAGGCCCGCGAAGCACCCAGGGCUCAAGACACAAACCACUUUGCUCUGAGCAGCACCCGGCCACGGUCGCCUUGGUUAGGUGCUCUGGCCAGCAAUUAUUUGCGAUGCAGUUCCUUGUGUUCCUCGCCAUGGGCGUGGCCGUGGCCCAGGCAAGCGCCACGCCUCCCACAGCUGAGGAGAAUAGCUGUUCAGGCCUCAAGGACGAUCGCUCCCUUCUGUCCAGCCUACUAGCGGUAACUGGCUACAGUGAUGCUUGCGUGGCCGCCGCCCUGGACUUCUGUAGUAGUGGACAAGAGGACAGCCGCUACGCGUCCCUCAUGGAGGAGGCGAGGGAAGUGGUGCAGGAGGUUAGUGCUUCUGUGAACAAAUGGGGGUCUGCGCCACGUAACUGUAAAGACUUACUGGACUCCGGGGACAGCGGGAGCGGCCUCCGCCAGGUAUACCCUUACCUUGCGCGACCCCACCAAAGCGUGCUUGUGUUUUGUAACCACACUGUCGACGGCGGGGGAUGGACUGUCUUCCAGCGGCGCUCCAGUGAAUUACCCCGCCAAGAUUUCUACCGAGCUUGGAUCGAGUAUCAGUUGGGUUUUGGUGACAUAGAGGGUGAAUUCUGGUUGGGCCUCGAGGUUUUGCACCACCUGACCUCCACCACUGUGCAGGAGCUACGAAUUGACCUGGACGAUUACGAGGGAGGACAUCGGUGGGCUAAGUAUGGAUACUUCCACGUGGGCACAUCAGAGACAAAUUUCCGCCUCAGUGUUGGAAGUUUCAGCGGUGACGCAGGGGACAGCCUCGCCUACCACAACGGCUUCUCAUUCAGUACCCAUGAUAAUGACAACGACGGUGCGGGUGAAAACUGUGCCACGACACGCCGGGGAGGUUAUUGGUAUGACGCUUGCACAAAAUCUAACCUGAACGGCUUCCAGUAUAUGGGAAACUACACCUCCUUCGCCGAUGGCAUCAACUGGUAUAGCUGGAAGGGCAGGCAAUACUCCCUGAAGGGAACGUCCAUGAUGAUCCGGCCUUCCACACACUGACCCGCUCGACGGUUGGCUGUGGCCAGCACGGUGGGAGGGUGGGAGGCGUGCACACAACACUGUACAGGACGCGGUUCCAGACCACCAACACCUCUCCAGGCUCCCUCCCUGACGCUACUCUCAGCCUGAGUCCCUCUUUCUCCCGCAAACCGCCGGAGUGGCUGACCCCUCACAGCCCAAGUCACUGCGCUGCUUGCUUCCUCCCUCACACGGCCACGAGGCGUGCACACCUUGCGUCCCUGGACCGGGCUCUGCGUGGUUCAUAGUCACGUAACUCUGUAAUGUAUUUCAUUAUAUCCUGUAAUCUAAAUACACAAUCAGGUACGGUCUCUCUCUUUCUCUCUCUCUCUCUCUCUCUCUCUCUCUCUCUCUCUCUCUCUCUCUCUCUCUCUCUCUCUCUCUCUCUCUCUCUCUCGUUCACUGUGCAGGGUCUCUCUCUCUCUCUCUCUCGUUCACUGUGCAGGGUAUCAUCCUUGCUGUUGACAAAUGUCAUUAACAACAAAAUAAGCCAAUAAUAAAUUCAUCAUUGCCUUGA
This is a messenger RNA of Scylla paramamosain (green mud crab), 1799 nucleotides long. RefSeq names its product microfibril-associated glycoprotein 4-like. The transcript has 4 exons. The coding region runs from base 332 to 1264 and encodes 310 amino acids. The record is from RefSeq and is a predicted model, not a curated record. NCBI's taxonomy places the organism in Eukaryota, Metazoa, Arthropoda, Malacostraca, Decapoda, Portunidae.